AAAAGUCAAAAAGUGGCAAAUUGUAAAACCAUAAAUUAACCUGUUACCGUUUCUUCAUUAAUUUUGCGAUAAAAUAGUAAUUUGUGUGAAAACAUUACUGUACAAGAAUAAAUAAGACAUACUUUAUCCGUAAGUUCGAUAUUGUUCAGAAUUUAUCAUGGAAAACAAGUCUGAGGAGCAGUCUACGGCGGAGAAAUCGAUUUUUAAUGCAAUAGCACAAGAAGAUUUGGAUGAGUUUAAGAGUAUUUUAGCUCAUCACAAGGGUAGUGUUGAUUUGUUUGACGAAAAUGGUAUGACGGCACUUCAGCAUGCCGCUUAUAAGGGCAACAAGGAUAUGGUUCAAAUGCUCCUUGAUAGGGGUGCGGACGUGAAUUCUGGAAAACAUGAAUAUAAUUAUACCGCCCUACAUUUUGGCGCAUUGUCGGGCAACUCAGAUGUAUGUAAAUUGUUGUUAAAUGCUGGAGCGAAACCCACUGCAACAAACUCUGUAGGUAGAACUGCAUCUCAAAUGGCUGCUUUUGUGGGGAACCACCAUACAGUGGCUACAAUAAACAAUUUUGUACCUUUAUCUGAAAUCUCAUACUAUUCAAUUCCUAGAGGUCAGCAGACUGAACCCUAUCUCCCACCUGUAUUGGUGGAUCCAUUGCAUAAAUUUGUCCUCGGUGUUAAUAUCCAUCCUGUCCGAUUAGCACUUAAUUUACAAAGUUCUCCCGCUCUCCUAGACAAUGCUGACAAAGCAAGUAAAGUGCUUGAAUUAUUAAGUAAAAAAGAGAUGACUAGAGGAAGUGAUACCAAUGAAGUGAUGGCAUUUAAAUAUCAUUACCUUUCUUAUAUUCUCAAUGAAAUAUUUAACAUUAGAGAUAAGCAAAAACCGAACACCGAAAGUAAGGAGGAAAAAAAACAUGAUCCAAUUGAAAUAUUCUCAAAGAAAUUACUAAAGCCUGGUAAAGAUGGUGUUUCUCUGGAUCUGAUGGAUGCAUUCUUGAAGGACUGUGUAAGAGAGUUUCCAUACAGAGAGUGUACAACAUUCCACCAGAUGGUAACGUCUUUGACCAGUAAAGAUCCCCCUCCGGCUCUAUCAGUGAUAAACUGUACUAUAAACGGUCAACGUGGGUUCGUUGAUGCGAUACCAUACUGCAGCACUUGUGGUGAAGAGAAACCUGCUAAGAAAUGUUCGAAAUGCAAAACUGUGCAAUACUGUGAUAGAGAGUGCCAGCGUCUGCAUUGGUUUGUGCACAAGAAGGCUUGCAACAGAGAAAUUGCACCUGUCACCACGUCUACUAACACUAAACCUGUCAUAGAUGCAUCAGAAUUAACAUCUCAAUUGCAAAACCUGGUCGCUGGAUAGACUUCCAGUUAACAUUUCUUGUGAAAUAUAAGUUUAAUAUAGAAAUUGUAUGCUUUCACGUAAAUUGUCCUACUGUAAUUCAGUAAUUUAUUUACCGUCUACUAUGAUUUUAUAUAUAUGUAUAUCAGAAAUCAUUUGCAUUAUAUAAAUCUAUCAAUCUUAUACUUCAAUAGUCAAGUUUUGUAUAUAAGGAAAAUUUUAUAUGAUAUUUUCAUUGUCUAUGGUUCAUGAUCAUUAAUUUUAUAUCUAUUGUGUACUCAAAUUUGGUCAAAGCCUUUUGUAAAAUUAUACCCCUAUUAUUGAAUUGGUUUAAACAUGUAAAAGAUUUAGUUAGAAAAACAAUUUAAAACUUAUAAAACUUUUAGGUAGAAAAUUUAAUGUUGUGAUUGCUUUCUAUAUAGUUCUGAGUGCUUUUUAAAAUGUGAAUUGUACCAUUAUUACAAGCAAUGUGUCUUUGAUGUUUAUGGCACUUAAAUGAUAUUGAAUAUGUUUUAUUUUUAAAUUGAUUCUUACUUGAGUGUUGCACCUACAGUAUAACAUAUUUUUGGUUAGAACACGAAUGGAACAUGAUUUUAAUUCGUUAAAUACAAGGUGUUAUUGUAUUUCCUUAUAAAAUCUUUGUUAACAAAUCAUACUAAUUUAUAUGUUUCAUAGAUCCUGUGAAUU
Molecule: messenger RNA, 2014 nt
Organism: Papilio xuthus (Asian swallowtail)
Lineage: Eukaryota; Metazoa; Arthropoda; Insecta; Lepidoptera; Papilionidae
Product: ankyrin repeat and MYND domain-containing protein 2
Exons: 2
Coding region: 158-1348 (396 amino acids)
Molecular function (GO): protein binding
Source: RefSeq, a predicted model, not a curated record